GAAGUGGGCGCGGCCGCGCGCUGUCAUGGCGGCGGCCGAGGAGGAGGCGGCGGCGGCGGCGGAGAGCGAGGAAGGGGAGCGCGGGGAUGAGGAGGCGCUGGAGCGGCUGGAGGCCCUGGUGACUCACCUGUACCGGUUCCGGGACGCGCUGCCUGUGCCAGAUGCAGCUGGGGACAGACCUGGGGACACACCUGGGGACACACCUGGGGACACACCUGGGGACACACCCGGUGCUGCUGGUGAUGCCGGUGCCAAACCCGGUGCCAAACCCUGUGACACACCUGGGGACACACCUGGGGACACACCUGGGGACACACCUGGGGACGCGCUCGUGGCCGAGAUGGAGAGAACGCUGAAGCUGAUGGAGGAGAUCCAGGUGUCCCCCUCUGCCCGCGGCCGGGCCCUGCUGCUCCGUGCCCGUGCGCUGGGCGUGGCCCCGGCGGUGGGCGGGGCGCGGGCGGAGCAGCUGCUGGGCCACGCCCUGAAGCUGGAGCCGGCGCUGGGCGCGGCCUGGCGGCAGCUGGGGGAGCAGCGCUGGCGGCGGGGGGACCUGAGCGGGGCACGGGCGGCCUUCGGGGGAGCCCUGCAGCAGGGCGAGGACCCCGAGGCGCGGCGCCUCCUCUCCAUGGCCCUGCGCGCGCAGGGGGCGGGGCCGGGCCCGCGGGGGGCGGGGCCUGGCGCCGGGGGGGCGGGGCCGGGCCCGGGGGGCGGGGCCCUGCAGGAGAGCCUGGCGCAGGCGGAGGCGGCGGUGAGGAGCGACCCGAGGGACGGGCGGAGCUGGUACGUGCUGGGCAACGCCCACGUGUCGCUGUUCUUCGCGGGGGGGCAGAGCCCCGGCAGCGCCCGCAGAGCCCUGGCAGCGUACGGGCAGGCGGAGCGCGUGGACCCCGCGGCCGCCGCCAACCCCGACCUGCACCUGAACCGCGCCACGCUCCUGCAGUACCUGGAGCGGUUCCAGGCCGCCCUGGACGGGCUCAGCCGCGCUGCCGAGCUGGCCCCGGGCUGGGAGGAGCCGCGGAAACGGCACCGGAACCUGCUGGAGUUCCUGAGCCGGCUGUGCGCCCUGCUGGAGAGCCGGGGGAAGCUGCGCGGGAAGCGGCGCCGGGGCGUGGCCGGGCCGGUGCCCCUCCCCCUGCUGGGCCCGCUGGGGGGGGCGGGGGGGCCGCGCCCCUCCCCCAUCGCGGCGCUGCGCCCCGGGCCCAACCCCCAGCGGGUCCUGCUGGGCCGGGUCCUGUUCAGCCUGGCCCCGCCCGGGGGCGUGCCCUACUGCGUGGGGCUGCAGGACGGGGGCGGGGCCGUGGCCGCCAUCACCGUGUACAACGCGGCCCCCGCCUGGGGCGUGACCGUGGGCGACGCGCUGGGCGUGCCCGACCCGCUGCUGACCCAGCACCUGCACCAGCACCAGGGCCAGACCUUCUCCUUCCUGGGGAUCCGCGUCUCGUCCCCGCUGUCGCUGGUGGUGAACGGGCGGCGCCCGCCCGGCUCCGCCCUGGCCCCGCCCCGCCUGGCGCUGUCCAAUCCCGAGGAGGCCCCGCCCCCCGGCGCGCACUGACCACGCCCACCGCGGGGCAGGGGGCGGAGCUUUGGGGAAUAAAGGAGAUUUUUUUGG
Molecule: messenger RNA, 1609 nt
Organism: Oenanthe melanoleuca
Lineage: Eukaryota; Metazoa; Chordata; Aves; Passeriformes; Muscicapidae
Gene: TTC5
Product: tetratricopeptide repeat domain 5
Molecular function (GO): protein binding
Source: RefSeq, a predicted model, not a curated record